This is a messenger RNA of Centruroides sculpturatus (bark scorpion), 2438 nucleotides long. Its product is annotated as YTH domain-containing family protein 2-like. The transcript is spliced from 5 exons. Gene Ontology annotation, cellular component: cytoplasm. The coding region runs from base 122 to 1657 and encodes 511 amino acids. The record is from RefSeq and is a predicted model, not a curated record. NCBI's taxonomy places the organism in Eukaryota, Metazoa, Arthropoda, Arachnida, Scorpiones, Buthidae. Gene Ontology annotation, molecular function: N6-methyladenosine-containing RNA reader activity; mRNA binding. Gene Ontology annotation, biological process: mRNA destabilization.
AUGGCGCAAGAUAAAAGGGGCGGCCGAUGACGAAAAAAUGAUGACGCUCUUUAAAAUGGUUGACUACAAAUCACAUUCGGUAUUAAUCGUCUGAGUCAAAUAUGAAGUUAAACUGAGAGGAAUGCAACGUGCAAAAGGACAAAUAAGUUCAGGAAACAGUAGAGAAAUAAAAGAAGAAAGAUUGGAUAGGUGGGGAACACAACCAAAUCAGAUAUACAAUUCUACAAUGGCAGCUACUUCAAGUAUGCCAGCAGACAACACAAUUUAUCCAAAUUAUUUUGCUUAUUCAUGUCAAGGACUAAAUGAGGGAGCAUGGAAUAACAGUGGUGAUGCAUUUACCUAUUUAGGAGGACAAAUAGGAAGAGAUCCUCAUUAUUUAGAUGGAUUAGUUACUCCCUCAAGUUAUAAUAAUUAUCCUGGAUUUGCUUAUUUUUCUACAGGAAGUGAUUAUUCAGCAGCCUGGGGUAGUUCUAUUGCACCCAGAAAACCAAAUGCACAAGGUGAUAUUCAUGAAGACUAUUUUGCUCGUAGUAUAUAUAAUUCACCACCAUAUCCAACACCAAUGAAACAUAUAGAACAUCGGAUGGAAGGUUUAUCUUUACAGACUCCUCAGAAUAAUCAUUAUUUUCUUAAAGAUAAUUAUGGGAAAGCAGAUUUAAUGACAAUAACUGAUAAUCACAUUAAUAAUCAUUUUGGGAAAAAAGCUGGUAAUUUUCCAUUAAAUUCUGGAUUCUCUUUAAAUGAACAAUUUAUUAUACCAAAAAAGAUAUCUUUGGAAUCUGUUGCAAAAAAGCCUGUUAAAUUACAAACAAAAUCAAAAUCAAAAUCUGCAACCCACACAUCAGUAUUAUCUGCUAAACAUAAUUCUGCCAGUAUGGACAUUGGUACCUGGGAGAAUAAGAAUGGAAGUAAUGAAGGAAAUACUACAGGAUCAGCAGACAAAGUAGAAUUAUCCACAUGUACAACUAAAGUUCAUUCUAGUCCUUGGAAUUCACCUAGAGGAAAUAAACAUAAACAUUUUGACUUACCACAGUCGAAUGUUGAAAACAGUGGACAUUCAAAACCUGUUUUAGAUAAACUUCAGAAUGAAAAUAACUACAAUCCUAAAGAAUUUGAUCUUAAUCCUAAAAAUGCACGAUUCUUUAUUAUUAAAUCUUAUUCUGAAGAUGAUAUACAUCGUUCAAUUAAGUAUUCUAUUUGGUGUUCUACAGAACAUGGAAAUAAACGUUUGGAUAAUGCUUUUCGUGAAAAUGCAGGAAAAGGACCAAUAUAUUUGUUUUAUAGUGUUAAUGGAUCAGGACAUUUUUGUGGAAUGGCUGAAAUGACAUCACCUGUUGAUUAUAAUUCAAACUCUAAUAUAUGGGCACAAGAUAAAUGGAAAGGACAAUUUGAAGUCAAAUGGAUUUAUGUGAAAGAUGUUCCUAAUUCACAUCUACGCCAUAUUCGUUUAGAAAAUAAUGACAAUAAACCUGUGACUAAUUCACGUGACACACAAGAAGUACCUCCAGAUAAAGGAAAGCAGGUAUUAAAAGUUAUUCAUUCAUAUAAUUCAUUGACUUCUAUCUUUGAUGAUUUCAAUCAUUAUGAAAAAAGACAACAAGAGGAUGAAAAAAGAAAGACAAGAAGUGGUCCCACAAGGCACUCUCAAGGUCGAUAACAUCCCAUCAAAAUACAUAGGUUUAAUAUCUACAAAAUACAACUUUAAUAUCUACAAAAAAUUUGUACAGAGAUUUUGGCAUACUUUAACCAUAUGACAACGAACCUUAUCUAUAUACUCGUGUGUUUUUGGUGCAGUUUUUGUUUUUCUCAAAGUGUCAUUCAAUAAACUUUCUUCUUUGUUUGGAAUGUUUAUACAUAUGUACAAUUACAUAUAUAUAUAGCAACAAAAGCAAUAUCAGUUUCCAUUGUUGUUCUUGUUGGACCUAAAUAGUGUACUGAAAAUUUUCUUUCUAUAGAAGAAAAUAUAUAUUUAAGCAAUUAGAGAAGAACAUUGUUGUUAUCAAAGAAACCGUCCAUAGUAGUAGUAUAUCUUAUUUGCAAAAAAUUUGUCCAUUUCAGGGAUUGUUGAUUUGAUUGCAUUUUGCAACAGUACCAAGUAAAGAUUAUAUCAUUUUAAAUAUGAAAAAAAUGUUUUCUUGGGAUUUUUAUCAAAAGUCAAAAUACCAUUUGUAUGUAUAUCAAAGUUUAAUUUGAUAAAAAAAAAACAACAAAAAAUUUGUUUAUCAUUGUUAGUGUUUUAUUUUGUUUGCAAGAAUCAAAAUAUAUAUAAAAAAAAUGUAUUUUAUUUUUUGAUUUCAAACCAAAUAUACAAGUAUAUAAAUAGACUUUUCAGUUCUAUAUACAGUUUAAAUGAAUUGAUUUAAAAUAUUUGUUUAACUUUAAAGAAAUUCAUGAUACAUUUGUUGUACUUGAUAUUGGAAAAGUGUUGGCAAUUAAAA